Molecule: messenger RNA, 3018 nt
Organism: Adineta ricciae
Lineage: Eukaryota; Metazoa; Rotifera; Eurotatoria; Adinetida; Adinetidae
Source: the annotation of a GenBank genome assembly
AUGUAUAUAUAUCUAUGUGUGUUAACUGUCUUAAUCUAUUCAUCGAAUAUCUUUUGUCAACGUUCAUCACCGUUACAAGUUGAAAAAGAUAGUGCGGUCUAUGAAUUACUGGAAAAAUACCAUCACUACACUGAACUUGAUCGUCUUUUACAGCAAUGGACAACGACGUAUCCGAAAAUAUCACAUGUAUUUAGUGUAGGAAAAAGUUUUACCGGUCGAAGUUUAUUUGUCAUGCAUUUGACCUCUCCACUUGCGGCUGAUGUAGAAAAGGAACAAGAUGACGAUCAAUUAUUGAAACCAAAAUUUAAAUGGGUGGCAAAUAUGCAUGGUGAUGAAACGAUCGGACGUGAAAUGAUGAUUGGUUUAAUUUAUUAUCUAUUGCUCAAUUCGCAGUCGAAUGCUCGUGUUGCUCGUUUACUAUCAACAACCGAUAUUUACAUUAUGCCAAGUAUGAAUCCGGAUGGAUUUGAAAACUCAAUGGAAGGUGUCUGUGAUAGUCGCAGCUUACGUGGCCGAGGUAAUAUCAAGGAAGUCGAUCUCAAUCGAGAUUUUCCUUCACAAUACACUCCACUUAAACAGUGGCAAAACGGUACCACUGCUGAUCUGUUCUACGGACGACAACCCGAAACAAUUGCUGUUAUGAAAUGGAUUUUGAAAGAAAACUUUGUCUUGAGCGGAAAUUUACAUGGCGGAUCAGUCGUAGCCUCAUAUCCAUACGAUGAAACAGCUGCUCAUAAACCUGAUACAUACGGAGAAGCACCCGAUGACUCACUAUUUCGAUACUUAGCACGAACUUAUUCUUCGAAACAUUUAACAAUGAAUAAAGGUGAUGGUUGCGGCGAAGGCUUUCCUGAAGGAAUAACAAAUGGUGCCAAGUGGUACGAUGUGGCAGGUGGUAUGCAAGACUUUAACUAUUUACAUAGUAAUGCGUUUGAGAUAACAAUGGAAUUAAGUUGCUGCAAAUACCCACCUGCUCAAGAUGGAAGUCUUAAAAAAGAAUGGGAUAAUAAUAAAGAAGCGUUACUUGCUUAUAUGGAAAUGAGUCACCUUGGUAUUAAAGGUUUCAUUCGGGAUGCCGAAACACAAACUGGUAUUUCGGGAGCUUUGAUUCAAGUUGAAGGUAUUCUCCAUCAAGUUCGCAGUGUUCAACAUGGCGCUUACUGGCGUUUACUCAUGCCGGGCUCAUACAAUGUAACUAUUACAGCUGCAGGAUAUGUAUCACAAACAAAAAUGAAUAUCAAAGUUACCAAUGAAAACAUAACUAAUGCCCUUCGUCUUGAUUUUCAUCUGCAACCUAUUGCUCAUGGCUCAUCAUCAUCAUCAUUGACAAAAGAUGUUUCAUCGACGAACGAUGUCUACAAUUUAUUAUCCAAUUUUUCUGAAAAAUUAAUGAGUGACUCACGUGAAACAGUGCUCAAAACUUUAAUUGAACCUAGCAGUGAUUUUUUAUACCAUGAUUACGACAAAAUGAUUGCGAAAUUGAAAGAACUGAAUAGUAAAUAUCCGAAUAUUACAAGUUUAUAUACAAUUGGUAAAAGUAAUGAGCAACGUGAUUUAUGGGUUAUGAUUGUAAGUGAUCAACCACUUAUUCACGAAGCUGGUGAACCAGAAGUGAAAUAUAUCGGCAAUGUGCAUGGUGAUGAAAGUGUAGGACGUGAAUGUUUAAUCCUCUUUAUCGAAUACUUAUGUGUCAAUUAUGGAAAGAAUGAUUAUAUCACUCAGCUCGUCAACAAUGUCCGUAUUCAUAUAAUGCCAACAAUGAAUCCUGAUGGAUUUGAAUAUGAAUACAAACAGUCGAUACACGCUCAAGGACCCGGUCGUUUGAAUGCGAAUAAAAUUGAUUUAAAUCGUAAUUUCCCGAAAGUUCAAUUAGAACAUUUGCCUGAUAAGAAUGAUAUUGUUGUACCAAAACAAGAUUCAGAGAAUGGUGGAAAUCGUUUAGAUAAAUUAUCCAAUAUUGAACAUCAUCUUGAGCCUGAAGUUCGUGCUGUCAUGCAUUGGUCAUUGAUUUAUCCGUUCGUUCUAUCGGGAAAUCUACAUGGAGGUGCUCUUGUUGCCAAUUAUCCAUUUGACAAUCGAAUCAGCGAUUCAACAAGCAAAGAAAGUAAAUCGCCGGAUGAACAAACCUUUCAAAUGCUCGCUAGAUCAUAUUCACACGCUCAUCCAAACAUGCAUAAAGGUGAUGCCUGUAUCAAAUUUAACGAUGGUAUUACUAAUGGUGCUGCUUGGUACGUGAUCGAUGGUGGCAUGCAAGAUUGGUCGUACGCAUAUACAUCCGACAUGGAAGUUACAAUUGAAUUAGGUUGCGUCAAAUAUCCCAAACAAACAGAAUUAAAAUCCUAUUGGGAUGAUAAUAAAGGAGCUUUAUUGGCAUACAUUACUCAAGUUGUGCACGGUAUUCGUGGUUUUGUUUACGACGCAAAAACAAAAAUACCGCUGUCAGGUGUGAUCAUUCAUGUUCAUGAUAUUCAACAUAACGUGACGACAUAUCGCGAUGGUGAUUUCUUCCGAUUAUUAACGGCAGGUGUUUAUGAUAUCACUGCUGAACGCAUUGGAUACGAAUCGGAAACGAAACAAAAUAUUCUUGUUGGUAAUCAAUCUUCUACUUACAUUGAAUUUAAAUUAAAACGUAAAGAUUCAUCAGCUGUCUCUGAGAAUAAAGGACCGUUAUCAAAAUUUGUCGACAAGACAACAUCGGGUAUUCAAACAGCGUAUCGUCAAGUGAAAGAUUUUGUUCUUAAUCGAACGUUGUUCCUUAUUAUUUCUGGCGUUUGUGCUUUAAUCUUGGCUUCUCUAUUUGCAAUGGUUGUCGUAUAUCUGAAAUGUUGCCAAGGUUCAACAGUACGAUCCCGUACUGGUUUUCAACGAUAUGAACGCUUAGUUCAAGACGAGAAUGAUUUACCGGUUAUGACUCGACAAAAGAAUGGAAGAAAAAACCAUGUAAUGGCAAGUGAUUCAGAUGAUGAAGAUGAUCAAACAUUAUUUUCAUCAAAUAUGAAGAAAUCAAUGAUUCCUUAA